Molecule: messenger RNA, 4725 nt
Organism: Aspergillus saccharolyticus JOP 1030-1
Lineage: Eukaryota; Fungi; Ascomycota; Eurotiomycetes; Eurotiales; Aspergillaceae
Product: ABC transporter-like protein
Exons: 4
Coding region: 29-4456 (1475 amino acids)
Biological process (GO): transmembrane transport
Cellular component (GO): membrane
Molecular function (GO): ATP hydrolysis activity; ATP binding; ABC-type transporter activity
Source: RefSeq, a predicted model, not a curated record
CAAAAAUACUAGCAAUUCCCUGCUGAGAAUGAAUCAAUGCAAUGACGAUCAAUUUGGGCCCGGGAUAACAGGUGGUUGUCGCUCCAACUUCGAUUUUACACUAUUAUUUGAACAGAGUAUUCUUUCCUUGCUUCCAUCAACCAUCUUGAUUCUGGUGUUUCCAGGUCGACUUGCCCACCUUGUGCGGCAGGACAUCAAAACAGCGCCUGGCAUCCGCAUCUACAAGAGAGUGAUUACUUAUGUCAUAUUCGCCGCUUUGCAAAUAACACUACUGGCCGAAUGGGCUUCCGCCGCCACACCCCAUAGCCGCAUGACCAUUCCAGCAGCUUCGCUCGCGGUCGUUGACGCUCUAAUCAUCAUGAUCCUGUCAGUCUUCGAGUAUCAACGGUCUUUUCGACCCUCUACAAUCCUGAGCGUCUAUCUACUGUUUAGUAUGAUGUUUGACGCCGUUCAGCUACGAACUAUUUGGCUACUGAAAAGUCAUUCAGCUUUGUCUGCCAUUGCGACAGCCAGCCUGGCCACCAAGCUCUUCCUGUUGGUACAAGAAGCCCAGAACAAGCGCAAGGUCCUGCGGGAGCCCUACCGGAGUUUGUCGCCUGAGUCCGUCGCUGGCGUGCUGAACCGUAGCUGCUUCCUGUGGUUGAACCCUCUACUAUGGCAAGGUUUUCGCGCCCUGCUAUCUGCCCAAGACGUGUUUCGGGUGGACUACGACCUGUCUUCGGCCCUUUUGAAGCAAAGAUUCAUUCAGAACUGGUACACAUCGAGAUCUGGCGCUCAUCCCAGGCUGCUUCUCUCGGUCGCUCAGUCUCUGCAGCAACCAAUCCUUGCUGCGGCUAUUCCCCGGCUAUUUCAAAGUGCCUUUACUUGGUGUCAGCCCUUUCUCAUCUUUCGCGUCAUCAGCUACGUGAAUAAUGACGAAGAGAAGAAUCCCAGAUACGGCUAUGGAUUAAUUGGUGCAACUGCCCUGAUUUAUGCUGGGGUCGCGUUCAGUAAUGCCAUAUACAAGCACAAGACGUUCCGGAUGAUUACUAUGAUUCGCGGCGGCCUGAUAUCGCUCCUCUACGAUAAGACUUUGAAGCUGAACGUUGAAAGCAUCACGGAUUCAGCGGCCAUCACGCUCAUGACAACAGAUAUAGAUGGCAUUGCAACCAACUGGGUCAACGUGCAUGAGAUAUGGGCAUCGCCUCUUGAUGUAGGGAUUGGGAUAUACCUACUGAAGCGGAAGUUAGGCGUCGCUUGUGUGGCGCCUGUGGCGCUAGCUCUUAUCUCUACCUUCGGAAGCGCCCAGAUUGCAAAAAUGAUGCGGGGACGGCAGGGUUAUUGGCUCGGGGCAGUACAAAAGCGCGUCAGCCUCACAUCAUCCCUCUUGACCAAUAUGAGGGGGCUCAAAAUGAUGGCCAUGGCAUCUUUUCUCGGCCAGAAAAUCCGGGAGUUACGGUCGAUAGAAAUCGCUAAGGCGAAGGCCUACUUACGAAUCGAGUGCUUCAUGAAUAUGUGCGCGAACAUGUCGGCGCUUCUCUCCCCCGUUAUAACACUUCUGAUCUAUGCUUUUGUGACGAUGAACCCUGGGUCCAAUCAGCUGACGAGCUCCUUGGUAUAUUACACUCUCACCAUCGUCUCCUUAAUGUCGUCCCCAUUGGGCCUGGCAUUGAAUGCGGUUCCAACGUUCCUAGCUUCCCUGGCAUGCUUCACAAGAAUCCAGAAGUAUUUAUUGUUGGAAGAGAAACAAGACUAUCGGGAUGUUAAGCCCUGUCAUCAAGUUCGAACUUGCGUUGUCUCUCGCACGCUGAACUCAAAAUCCCCUGAUACCGAAGAGAUUGAACUUUCUGGACGUAAUGUCGGCGAACAGAUGGACAGCCCAUGGUUUUCGAUUGUGGAUGGCUCUUUCGGAUACUAUCAAGAGGGAAAGGCCGUGCUAACCGAUGUUUGCUGGGACUGCCAUCCUCAUUCCAUUACGAUGGUUCUUGGACCAGUCGGAUCGGGCAAAACAACGCUCCUCAAGGCCAUAAUGGGCGAGGUCAAAUGUCUUAAAGGUUCCGUCGUCAUAUCCGAAUCAGCCAUUGCAUAUUGUAGUCAAGAUGUUUGGCUGCAGGACCAUUCUUUGCGUGACAAUAUCCUCGGAGGGCGUACCUUUGAGUGCGAAUUUUACCACAGAGUGCUCCACGCAACCUGCUUAGAUUCAGAGAUUGCAAAACUUCCUCAUGGGGAUCAGACGAAGUUAGGAUCAAAAGCAGUCCGCCUUUCUGGUGGCCAAAGCCAACGGGUUGCUGUUGCGCGGGCAAUCUAUGCACGCGAACCAUUGCUUCUCCUAGAUGACUCCUUCAGUGGUCUGGAUAACACGUCUCAGGCCUUGGUCCACGACCGUCUUCUCGGCCCGAGAGGGCUUUUGCGGGAGCUUAGGUGUACCGUCGUCCUAGCCACACACAACACGCGUUACAUUAACUAUGCGGAUGCGGUUCUCAUCGUUGAGAAAGAUGGCUCCACUCACUUAGAAAAACCGUCAGGCAUGAGACUUGAAAGUGACAGCUCUUCUCUAGGCAACUCUCCACAUAAGCCAGGAGAGGAGAUCCAGGCCAGCAGAUGUCAACCGAUGUCUGAAAACAGCACACAGCCCUUAUCGAGUACAUCCAAGCCCCUUGCGAAGGACAUAGCUCGACAAAAGGGCGACCUUUCUAUCUAUGCGUAUUAUAUGAAGAGUGUCGGUACUUAUAACCUGCUCGUUUAUUUGUUGCUGAACUGUCUCUAUGUGUUCUGUACUCGUUUCGGGCAAGUCUGGGCAGGGUUUUGGGUCAAUGCGGCCGAAAAGAAUCCGAGUCGAAACAGUCAUGUCCAUGCUGUAUACGGCGGAUCUUACGUGGGGAUCAUGACCAGUGCCAUGCUCUUGUACGGGGCCGUUCUCUUCUUCAUGUUUCAAGUGAUCGUCCCGCGAUCGGCUCAAUGGCUUCACUCGAAACUUCUCAGAGCGGCGAUUCAAGCGCCCUACAGCUUCCAUGCUGCCACCGAUAUCGGAAGCACUCUCAAUCGAUUCAGUCAAGAUAUCACUCUGAUUGAUGUUGAUCUUCCGUCGGCCGCAGUUGAGUUCUUUCUGGACUGUUUCACAUGCCUAGGCCAGGCAAUUCUUAUUUGUACCGGAGUGCGAUACAUCGCAGCAUUCUUGCCCGCAGUGAUGUUGGCGACCUACUUGAUUCAAAAGCUAUAUCUGAGAACAUCCCGGCAGAUCCGCUAUCUAGACUUAGAGGCCAAAGCACCGUUGUUCAGUCAGCUGCUGGAUACGUACAGUGGGCUUCUCACGAUCCGGGCGCAUGGGUGGGAGGACCGAUUCCAAAAGGAGAAUAUCGUCCUACUAGACGAGUCCCAACGCCCCUUCUACGCUUUAUACUGUAUUCAGCGUUGGUUGACCUUUACGCUGUCUCUAUUAGUCGUUGUAGUAGCAGUUGUCCUAGUGACAUUUGGGACACAGAUCAAAAGUAUCACGUCUGGGAAUGCAAUAGGCACUGCACUAAUCAACGUCAUCAAUUUCGCUCAGACACUGAGUUUGCUCAUUACAGCCUACACCACACUUGAAACCUCAAUAGGAGCUGUUGCAAGAAUCAAGGACUUUGUCACAGAUGUAAGACUGGAGGAUGACCUCAUACAAGACGAUCACAAUCCGCAGCUUCAUUCGCCUUCCCUAGGCUCCGGACGAAUCGAGUUUAAGUGCACCACCGCAUCCUACAGACCCAUGUCUAAACCCGUACUAGACCACAUCACAUUCUCAGUCGAGCCAGGUAUGAGAGUAGCUAUCUGUGGCCGGUCAGGCAGUGGAAAAUCCUCAUUGAUCCUUGCCUUGCUCAAAAUGCUCCCAGUGCAUCACGAAGAGGGCACUAUCCUAAUCGAUGGGAUGGACAUCAAUACCUUAUCGUCUACGACAGUCCGCUCCCUCUUCAACACCAUCCCACAGACUCCGGUUCUCUUCCCAGGUAGUAUUCGUGACAACCUGGACCCUUCCUCUGUCUGCUCAGAUACCGAGCUCCGAGACGUCCUCCAAGCUCUCGACCUGUGGACGAUUGUGACAGCGAGGGCGGGCGGGUUGAAUGCCGAUAUUGAAACCGCGCCACUUAGUCAGGGCCAGAAGCAGCUACUGUGUGUGGGACGCAGCUUCCUCACCAACGGAGACCGGCGUAUCCUUCUUCUCGACGAGAGCACGAGCAGCCUCGAUGCCGAAACAGAGGCGGUUAUGAUGCGCUUCUUGACGGAGCGGUUCGGGCCGCAGCACACGAUCUUGGCGGUGACGCAUCGGCUGAAUACAGUGAGCGCGUAUGAUCGCAUCGCUGUCCUGGAGGGAGGCCAAUUAGUGGAAUGGGGCGAACCGCGAUCACUCCGAGAGCGUGAGGGUGGGUAUUUCCGUUCGCUCUGGGAACACGCGCAGGAGCACAGACUCUCCCCGGGGGUGUUAUCUGGACCUAGCUCGGAGUAGAUACUAUUCUUUCUACUCUUGCUAAACUGUAGUGCAGUUCAAUAUCGUGGUGGACUAUUUCAAGUUGCUAAAACCAUAGGUAGAGGUGGAUAGAAGGUAGAACAACCGCUACCAGACACCCCCAAGCACACUUCACGAGAGGAUGAUGCUCCGAAUCUGGGUUUUUCAAAAGCCCCGGGAACUUCUGGUAAACCCAAGUGGCACUGGAUAGCGCUCGUAUGACCAGAGUGAGAUGCAAGCAUCCGCACCAGAUUCUUCCCAGGUGAUAA